Messenger RNA from Nipponia nippon (crested ibis), 1614 nucleotides. The record is from RefSeq and is a predicted model, not a curated record. NCBI's taxonomy places the organism in Eukaryota, Metazoa, Chordata, Aves, Pelecaniformes, Threskiornithidae.
AUGGCGGGGCCGGAUCCGGAUCAGGGAGCGACAUGGAGUCCCGGGGCCCCGCUGCGCAGGUCUGGUCCUGUCCCGGCAGGCAGCGAGCCCAGUCAGCUCCCCACCGUGGGUGCGGUGGUGCCGUCUCCCCGUGCCCGGAGCCGCGUGGGCACAUGUGCGGGACGUGGCGUUGCCCGCUCGGCUGCACCCCCCCGCCUGGCCCUGCUCGGGGUCGGAGGCCCCGGCGUUGCCGUUGUGGCACCAGACCCCACAUCCCCGGCUGCCCCCCCGGCCCCUGCCCGACCCCGCCGGCAGCCGGCCCGGGGCGCCUGGGGGCCCUGGGGACCCUGGAGCUCCUGCUCCAGCUCCUGUGGGGACGGCGUCGCCCUCCGCACCCGGAGGUGCCUGCGGUCUGCCGAGGAGGAGCCGUGCACGGGCGACCCGCGGCAGUACCGGCUCUGCCAGCUCCAGGGCUGCCCCAGCGGCUCGGUGCCCUUCCGUGCCAUGCAGUGCUCCCUCUACGACAACAAGCCCGUCCUGGGCACGCCGGCCCGGUACCGCUGGGUGCCCUUCCAUGGAGCCCCCAACGUCUGCGACCUCAACUGCCUGGCCGUGGGGCACAACUUCUACUACACCUUCGGCCGGGUGCUGGACGGCACCCGCUGCGGCCCCGGCUCCCCGGGCGUGGGCUGCGACGGGAUCCUGGGCUCGGGCGCGCGGCCUGCCGCCUGCGGCCAGUGCGGCGGCGGCCACGACACGUGUCUCUUCGUGCAUCGGCUUUUCCAGGGCACGGACCCCUCCUCCGGUUAUUUUGGGUACGUGAACGUGACCAAGAUCCCGGCUGGGGCCACUCACAUCAAGGUGACAGACAAGAGCCGCAACUACCUCGCCCUGAUGACGAGUGAUGGGCACUACGUGCUCAACGGGGACUGGUCCAUCGCCUGGCCGGGGCCGUACGAGGUAGCCGGCACCCAGCUGCACUAUGCCCGGGCCCCCGAUGGCACCGAGAGCCUGGAGGCGCCCGGGCCCACCGACGAGGAUCUGCACGUGAUGGUCCUGCUGCAGGAGCCCAAUCCUGGCAUCGAGUACCAGUUCUGGCUGCCCCGUGAGCACCCCCAGCCUGGCCGUGGCGACACCAGCCCCCUGCGGCAGCCCCAGCCCCGGGGGGCCGGCAGCCCCCCACCCCGGGAGCCCCCGGUCACCCUGGCCCCCGUGCCGCCACCCCCGCCUGGGGGCUCUGCCCUGGCAGGGCGAUGCGGGAGGUGCCGCCCGGCCAAGGGACGCUCCCAGCGCAUCCGGCACUUCUGCCAGAGCGACUUUGUCUUCCAGGGCCGGAUCCUGGCAUGGCGCUUGGUGGGGCAGGAGACGCGCUACGAGGUGGAGGUGAAAACGCCGUAUCGGCACCGCUUCCCACUGGUGCCCCGGGAGUACCUGUGGGUGCCCAACACCUGCGGCUGCCCCCCGCUCCGGGAGGGCGGCGAGUACCUGCUCAUGGCGCGGCGGCACGUCAACUAUGAGCGCACGCUCAACCGCAUCCUGCUGCAGGACGACGGCUACGCCCGGCCGUGGACGCCCCGCGAGGACCGGCUGGUGCGGGAGGCAGCCCGGCACUGCCCCCCGCCCAGGCCGCCCUGA